UGGGAUGCCACACCAGAAGCUUCGCGAUCUUCGCGGUCAAAUCAAUGAGCUAGGCCACCCCCACGCGGGCCCUGAGCUUGCUGGAGCUGGGCUUCUGUACACGGAGACUUCCAGGUAAGGUUUGAUCUUGCUCAGGGCGAACAAGUACAGUACACACCUAGCUUGCUCCAAUUGUCCGUACAAUGUCCCUUCAGGUACGGUGAUGAGGGUGGGAACCUGUUGGGAUAUAAACCCAUUCCCCUUGCGGUUUUCAUUCUGCUCGUAGACUCGCGUUCCGGCUCUCUUUGCAUUCUUCGACACUUUUCGCCUUAUACAAACUUUACCAAGCACCAGCAAAGCAACUCUUCACAUCAUGGCUCCCCGUCCUAUCUUCUGCGCUACGCAUCCCCGAGCUGUUUCCACAGCCUUCGAGAGGGUUUUCAUGACCCGUCGUGAUACUCUGCGCUGUGUUCACGAGCCCUUUGGCGAUGCCUUCUACUUUGGCCCUGAGCGCAUGGGCAAACGCUUCGCCAAUGACGAGAAAACCCGACAGGAGAGCGGCUACGCCAACACGACAUACCGCGACGUUCUCAAUGACAUCGAAACGGACGGGCAGAAUGAGGAUAUUCGUAUCCCAAACCCCACUAGAACGGCCUCUCCUGCUAUCAUGGGGGGAGUGUCCUUGGCUUACAAUUACCAGGGAAAGCGCAUUUUCAUCAAGGACAUGGCGUACUACUUCAUGGCGCCGGAUGGCGAGCCCACGAGCAUUGCACCUUCGCUCGGCGGCCGUCCCGAGCCCAACAAUCCGACCAACAUCCCUCUGGACAUUCUGCGCAAGUUCAACUUCACCUUUCUCAUCCGCCAUCCGAGCCGCUCCGUCCCCUCUUACUGGCGCUGCACGAUCCCGCCGCUGUGCGAGAUCCACGGCUUCGACCACUACAUGCCCAGCGAAGCUGGCUACGAGGAGCUCGUCCGUCUGUUCGACUACCUCAUCAGCGAGGGGGUCGUGGACAAGGAUAACCUGACCGUGCUGGACGCGGAUGACAUGCUCGACAACCCAGAAGAGAAGAUCAAGGAGUACUGCAAGCGCACAGAGAUUGACUUUGUCCCCGAGAUGCUCGAGUGGACCGAGGCCGAUGGCGAGGACGCUGCCAAGCACUUUGCCAAGUGGAAUGGUUUCCACGAUGAUGCUAUCCACAGCUCAUCCCUCAGGCCGCGGGCGCAUGCUCAGAAAGCGUCGACUGUCGAGUCGGAGAAUGCUGACUGGACUGAGAAGUUCGGCGCCGACGCGGCCAAGGCCAUCCGUCGUACUGUCGACGCCAAUAUUCCCCAUUAUGAGUACUUGAAGCAGUUCAAGCUAUAA
Emericellopsis atlantica is the source of this 1342-nucleotide messenger RNA. RefSeq lists its product as uncharacterized. The coding region runs from base 353 to 1342 and encodes 329 amino acids. NCBI's taxonomy places the organism in Eukaryota, Fungi, Ascomycota, Sordariomycetes, Hypocreales, Bionectriaceae. The record is from RefSeq and is a predicted model, not a curated record. The transcript is spliced from 4 exons.